Pelobates cultripes (western spadefoot toad) is the source of this 768-nucleotide messenger RNA. Lineage: Eukaryota; Metazoa; Chordata; Amphibia; Anura; Pelobatidae. The record is from the annotation of a GenBank genome assembly.
AUGGGGCCUUCUUCGGCAGUGAGCGGGGCGGACAGCCGCUGCCCCGGUAUCCUGCCUGACAGUGCCCGGCCAGAGGAACGGGCCGGCGGGGGUGAUCCCGGCCUCCACCCUGUGACCCCGAAAGCGGCAAGCCAGCUUGGACCCAGCAGCAUCAGCAGCCUGAUCCGUGGCACUGUACCUAAGAUGGCGGACACCGCGUGCAUCAAAACCAGGAAGAGAACAUGCAGUCCCCAGGCGCCCACAAUACACGGCAAAGCAACCGGGCGCAUGCAAACCAACACCCCACAACGACCACCGGUAAACACCCGCCAAGGCAUCCCAGCACAACGCUCACCUCAAGGCGGCAAUAGGCGGAAAAGACAGGGACGCAAUGAGCCAGCUCCCCCACCACGGAGGAACCCACUGCCAAACAAGGCACGGAAGCGGGAACCUCUGACACAUCGGGGAACCGGUCUCACACACCUAAUGCUGCACCCUGCACCAAGAUGGCGACACACCGCACCACUACCAGCAAUGAAGACACCGCACUACAUGCGGACAGCUGAUCAGCGAUGGAGCUCCUCUCAGCCCACAAAACGCUCCAGCACAUCGGAGAAGCAAGAGCCCACCCGACACCACUACUUUGCCACCUCCUUUCUGGUUGUCUCCCUGCAGCGAAGGACUCUACAACCCAGCCUCGAAAUGGAGUGGGCUGACAGCCGGCACAGAACGCGCAGAGGCGGGAUGCCACAGGCUACCACCAAAACCCUACCUGCCUUGAUAAAAUAA